This is a messenger RNA of Tigriopus californicus, 2028 nucleotides long. RefSeq names its product mitochondrial ornithine transporter 1-like. The record is from RefSeq and is a predicted model, not a curated record. Gene Ontology annotation, molecular function: L-ornithine transmembrane transporter activity. NCBI's taxonomy places the organism in Eukaryota, Metazoa, Arthropoda, Copepoda, Harpacticoida, Harpacticidae. Bases 171 to 1064 code for a protein of 297 amino acids. Gene Ontology annotation, biological process: mitochondrial L-ornithine transmembrane transport. The transcript has a single exon.
ACAUCGUGCCCAAAACCAGUUGAACUCGUUUUAAGACACCUGGUCUAGGGCUGUCUUGGCCUUGACCACGAUGGUUGGAAUGGCGCCUGAAUGAGAGAGGGUUCAGGUUGAGUGUAGUAGUGAGUGAGUGGUCUCACUCACCCCAUCCAUCCCAUCCAUCCCAUUCAGCCAUGGAUUCCUCGGGUAGUCGGGAGUUCCUCAUCGAUUUGUUCUCGGGCAUGUGCGCGGGCGUGGUCAACGUCGGGGUGGGCCUACCCAUGGACACGGUCAAGGUCAAGAUGCAGACCUUCCCGCAAGAGAAUCCCACCAUUGUGCAGACCUUUUAUCGAGUGGCUCGUCACGAUGGUCUUCUUCGAGGUUUAUACGCGGGCAUGGUGCCCUCGCUCAUGGCCAAUGUGGGCGAGAAUGCGGUCUUGUUCGUGGCUUACGGACAAUGUCAGCGGCUCGUGGCUCGGGCCUGCGGCCUCCAUAACAUUGAAGAUCUCCACCCUGUGGGCAAUGCCGUGGCUGGAUCGUGUUCUGCCGUGUUUUCGGCCCUCUGGCUCUGUCCCACGGAACACGUCAAGUGUCAAUUGCAGGUGUUACGCGAGCUCAAGAAGAAGGACCCCACCAUCCAGAUGGUGGGACCCUUCCGGUUGACUCGGAACAUCCUCCGAGAAGAGGGCGUGAGCGGGUUGUUUCUCGGGCUGAGACCCACUUGGACCCGGGAGAUCCCCGGGUAUUUCUGUUUCUUUUUCGGCUAUGAGGCUUCCAAGACCGUUCUGGCCUAUGCUUUGAAGACGCCCAAGGAGGAUCUGGGCGUGAUCCCCACCAUGCUGUGCGGAUCCAUGGCCGGUGUGUGCUUCUGGACCGGGAUCUUCCCCAUUGAUUCAGUCAAGUCUCGGAUCCAGGUCAUGGGCAAAGAAGGCACCAUGCGGGAGAUUGCCGCCGGCAUCUAUCGAAAGCAAGGCCUUCUGGGCUUUUAUCGGGGUUGGCUGCCGGCCGUGAUUCGGGCUUUUCCGGCCACGGCAUCGCUCUUGGCCACUUACGAAUUUGUCAGUGCCUACAUCCACCAACAUUUCUAGCUCAAUUUUUCCGUUCUUUUGCUUGCUUUUCCAGUCCUGACCAUGAAGUUCCAAUGGCAUCCAUUGGGAUCGUCGAGACGGGUGUUUUGUAUGAAUGAGCACAAGGAUGAUGAACACUUUGAGUUCUUAAUGACGGAUGGGAAAACGUGCUUCAAGGAAACGCUGACGGCCGAAGAGGUCCGAUCUCGAAAUGGCCGUCUCAAUCCCGCCGUCGAAGCCUCGGCUGGGGAUUUGAUCCCGGAGAUUGUGCAAAUCUUGUCCAAGAACACAACCUCGCUGGACUUACUACCCUCCGAGCUUCUUCAACGGGAUGAUGAUGAGGAUGGUAUUGAUCCAGUAUUAAAGAUCCGCGGCAAGUUGUACAACUAUGAUUUUCAAUGGCAUUUCGACUUGACAGCCAUGGGCGCGGAGGAGCUCUUUGAGAUUCUAUCGUCCAGUCUCUUGAAUGUUCUCUCGGCCAUGUUCGCAAGACAAGACUUCCUGGUGGAUCUCUUGAAGAAGAAAGACCUCGAGAUUUUUGAUUACUCUCAAUCGGGAGCCACUUUAUCGCGCAAUUCUUUAAAAACGGAAAAAUUUGACCUCGCCCAUUUGAAGGAAACUGCUUUGCCCUCAACUCCCAGCUCUUUAUCUCUUUUGACUACGGAGCCAUUCCACGAUAUUCAAAAAUGUAUUGAACUGUCCGAAUCCCAUGCCGAUCAGUCCAGUGAUCCCAACCCGUCACCCAAGAUCCGGAUCAGAGGCGAAAAGGUCGGUCAAUGGAAGUACAACGACUCUGAGUCCGACUCGGACGACCACAACGCCUCAGUCAGUUCUAAACGACGCCGACCUCAACCUACCUCGGCACCUGUCAAAGUGUCUGCUAAAGCUAGUCUAGCGAAGAAACUGAAGAAAAUAUAGCGCAACUCUUGUUAUUUCCAAAUCAUGUCAGGCAAAAAAAAAAUGUAUAUACAAAGAUAAAUGUACC